AGUCCCAGGAGGGUCUAGCAGAGUUAUCAAGUUCAGACGUAUUGCAAAAUAUAAACUGCUUAUAUAAAAAUGCAUGUACUAUAGAAAAUGAAAGGGUAAAGGCUAAUCAAGCAGAAAUUCUGUGUUGGAGAAAUUUUAUUAUAGGACUAAAUAAUAGUAUAAAUAAAACUAGGGAAACAGGAACUGUUGUUAAGUCCAGAGCUAUAAAUCACGUUUAA
Molecule: messenger RNA, 218 nt
Organism: Funneliformis caledonium
Lineage: Eukaryota; Fungi; Glomeromycota; Glomeromycetes; Glomerales; Glomeraceae
Source: the annotation of a GenBank genome assembly